This is a messenger RNA of Colletotrichum higginsianum IMI 349063, 783 nucleotides long. Its product is annotated as TPR domain-containing protein. The transcript has 4 exons. Bases 1 to 783 code for a protein of 260 amino acids. The record is from RefSeq and is a predicted model, not a curated record. Gene Ontology annotation, molecular function: nucleic acid binding. NCBI's taxonomy places the organism in Eukaryota, Fungi, Ascomycota, Sordariomycetes, Glomerellales, Glomerellaceae.
AUGCGUCUGUGCAAUUACGAAUUACGGAACCGUCAACAUCGAAAUACCCUCACGUCGCCGUCGACGUCGCCGUCGCCCGCUGCUCAAAGUGAAGCUAUUCAGACCCUAUAUAAACCACCCUUCAGUGCCGAUUGCCAAUUCGAUCGCCGCAGGGGUUUCUCCCCCAUCGUCACUGUGUACGACUCGACGCCCUCUCACAGAGGAGAGGGACGAUCGGCCUGCGAAGCCUGCGAAGCCUACGAAGCCUGCGAUACUCGCGAUACCCUCGUCCUCGUCGUCUCCCGCCGACGCUGGAUAAGGAUGGGCAGAGGAAGAUGGCCUAGCCCGCAGCAGCUUAUAUUCGUCGAUGAGUCUGGCGUUGAUAAGCGUACCGGCGCGCGAAGGACGGGAUGGGCGCCGAAAGGUCUCAAGGCCCAUCGAUCGACCGUACUUGAGCGAGGGCAACGGUAUCAGAUCUUGCCGGCCCUUGCCCUUGACGGUAUCGUCGACGUCGUAAUAUACCCAGGGACGACGAAUGGUGAUGGCUUCUUCGCGUGGAUCUCGCAGGGCCUAUUGCCAAAGUGUGCCGCCUUUCCUGCGCCAAAGUCAGUUAUCGUUAUGGACAACGCAAGCUUCCAUCGCCGACGAGAUAUCAAAGAAGCGUGUGAUGCUGCUGGAGUCAUCCUUGAGUUUCUUCCUCCGUACUCACCAGACUUUAACCCGAUCGAGGCUUUUUUCGGCGAUCUAAAGAGGCUAUUCCGACAGCAAUAUCCUAUAUGGAAUCGAGACGAGGCCGAUGAGUGA